AUGUCAGACAAGCUUCUUCAAGAAUUUCUAGUCCGCCUAACUCGUACAAGAACUGCAGUUUCCGACACCAAAAAGCAAUGCGAUUUUUUAAAAAAAGAAGCCAAAAGGCUUGAGCAAGAGCUAGAAUCCUUAGAAAAAAACAAAUCCGAGCUACUACAAAUAGAAGAAAACCUAAAAGUUCACUAUAUUUCUACCAAAGUCCAGAAUGAAGAAGAAUUCGAAAAAAACAGUUACGAGCAUGAAGAGCUGCUUAAGCUGAGGAAAAUCAAAAGAUUAAAACAAAGGGAAAAAGAAAAAGUCCUUAAAGAUGUAUAGGUAUAUCCCGUAAAUAGUCCUAUAUGGCCUCUAUCCCUAGCCCAUAUCAGGCUAUUUACAGGAUAUGCCUAUAGAAAGGCUUACUAAUGAACUUAAUCAAUUAGUUAGACAAAGAGAGCAGCUUGAAGGGGUCGCGAAGAGCUUGAAUAGUAAACUAGACCAAGCUUCUGCAGAAAGAAUUGCUGCUGAACAAGAGGCGAAGAGAAAUGCUGAAAUAUUAAGAUCGUUGACUGCUGAAUUGGCAGUUUUGAAUGCGGAAAAAGAUAGCUUAAAUAAGGCUGUAGCUAAUACGUUUGAAGAAGAGCUGAGAUCUGCAAAGCGACAUAGAUAG
Messenger RNA from Blepharisma stoltei, 646 nucleotides. Lineage: Eukaryota; Ciliophora; Heterotrichea; Heterotrichida; Blepharismidae. The record is from the annotation of a GenBank genome assembly.